This is a messenger RNA of Cottoperca gobio, 8487 nucleotides long. RefSeq names its product zonadhesin, like (gene zanl). Gene Ontology annotation, molecular function: protein binding. Lineage: Eukaryota; Metazoa; Chordata; Actinopteri; Perciformes; Bovichtidae. The transcript has 53 exons. The record is from RefSeq and is a predicted model, not a curated record. The coding region runs from base 1 to 8487 and encodes 2828 amino acids. Gene Ontology annotation, cellular component: membrane.
AUGGAUACAUUAAAGUUUCUAAUUCUGCUCUUAUGGAUGUGUGGCUGCAGAGCAGGAGGACAGGCACAAGAAAGCCUUCAGAAAACACAGAGAGAUGCAGUAUUGCUGACUUCCUGUGACUUUAACCAGGACAGUGAACCAUUCUGCAGGUUCAGUCAGGACAGCACGGACAAUGGUGAUUGGACACGACAAAAAGGUCCAACCCCAACAGUUGACACUGGCCCUAGUGGAGACUUCCCUGAUGGAAAGGGCUUCUAUAUCUACCACGAGUGUGACAAUGUGGCUAAUGAACAGAAAGUUCGUCUGCUGAGCCCUGCCCUGUCAUCAUCAGCCUCUCAGAUCUGUGUCCAGUUUCGAUACUACAUGUAUGGCGUAGACAGUCAGAAUUAUUUGAGAGUUCUGGCCAAGAGGCCUGACAGUGAGGAGGAGGUAUGGAAGAAGACAGGUAUACAGAGUCCAUCCUGGCUGAAGGGCUCCGUCACUGUGUCGAAACCCAGCACUCAGACCGUCAAUAUUGUGUUUGAGGCUCAGAGAGGCUUCUCUGCUUUCUGUGACACAGCUCUGGACAACAUUGUCAUCACUGAAGGAGCAUGUCCCUCUUGUGUUUCUGGCUGUGAUUUUGACACUUCUGGUGACCUGUGUGGGUGGACGAGUCACAUUGAGGAUCCUGACAUGUUUGGCUUUGAACAGUGGCCUGGGCAAUCUGAAACUGUCGGCAGCGGCCCUGAUGAUGACUUCUCCAAACCUGGAUUGGGUUCUUACAUGUUGAUGAGUUCUUCUGAGGCUGUCCCUGGAGUCAAGUCUCAGAUCAGAAGUCCUGCAAUAAUCUCCUCUGGAUGUCUGGACCUCACCUUCCACUAUUACCUGUACGGCACCAGCACCACCAUGGAGCUCAGUGUCCACACCAUGCUCGCAGGUGGAGGCCUUGGACCUGCUCUCUUCACUGUGAAGGGGAACCAGGGUCAAGGCUGGAAGCCUGCAGAGGUCCGGUACUUGGGAUCUGCUGCCAUUGCGUUUGUGAUUGUUGGAACCUUUGGAGAAACUUCCCUGACAGAUAUUGCUGUUGAUGCUGUGUGUGUCAUGGCCUGCAAAGCUCAGCCGACAACUCCUCUACCACCUGUAACAACUCCAGGACAAACUACACCUAAACCAUCAACUCCCGGUCCAUCCACACCUAAACCAUCAACUCCCGGUCCAUCAACUCCCGGUCCAUCCACACCUAAACCAUCAACUCCCGGUCCAUCAACUCCCGGUCCAUCCACACCUAAACCAUCAACUCCCGGUCCAUCAACGCCUAAACCAUCAACUCCCGGUCCAUCCACGCCUAAACCAUCAACGCCCGGUCCAUCCACGCCUAAACCAUCAACUCCCGGUCCAUCCACGCCUAAACCAUCAACGCCCGGUCCAUCCACGCCUAAACCAUCAACUCCCGGUCCAUCCACGCCUAAACCAUCAACACCCGGUCCAUCCACGCCUAAACCAUCAACUCCCGGUCCAUCCACGCCUAAACCAUCAACUCCCGGUCCAUCCACGCCUAAACCAUCAACUCCCGGUCCAUCCACGCCUAAACCAUCAACGCCCGGUCCAUCCACGCCUAAACCAUCAACGCCCGGUCCAUCCACGCCUAAACCAUCAACUCCCGGUCCAUCCACGCCUAAACCAUCAACUCCCGGUCCAUCCACGCCUAAACCAUCAACUCCCGGUCCAUCCACGCCUAAACCAUCAACUCCCGGUCCAUCCACGCCUAAACCAUCAACGCCCGGUCCAUCCACGCCUAAACCAUCAACGCCCGGUCCAUCCACGCCUAAACCAUCAACGCCCGGUCCAUCCACGCCUAAACCAUCAACGCCCGGUCCAUCCACGCCUAAACCAUCAACUCCCGGUCCAUCCACGCCUAAACCAUCAACUCCCGGUCCAACCACACCUAAACCAACAACAAAUCCAUGCCCUCCAGAUGCAGAGUACAUAGAAUGUGGUCCAGCUUGUAUCCCCACCUGUAUGGAACCCUCCACCAACUGUUCUGGUUCUUGUAUCAGUGGCUGCUUCUGUAAACCAGGGUUUGUCUUCAAGGGAUGGCGCUGUGUACCACUAGACAAAUGUGGCUGUCUGGAUGACAAGAAUAACUAUUAUGAGCCUGGAGAGAUUAUAUUUGGAGAUGGCUGCUCAAAGCUGUGUCGCUGUGCAGGGAACUACACUUUGGAAUGUGUUGAUAACGCCUGUGACCCAACUGAAGAGUGUCGUGAUGUUAAUGGUGUUCCAGGCUGCUAUCCUAAAGGUACAUCCACAUGCAUAGCAUCUGGUGAUCCCCACUACACCACCUUUGACAAACGCAAGUACAACUUCAUGGGCAACUGCAGCUAUUUGAUGUCUGGACCCUGCAAUGAAACGACUCUGCCAUACUUUGAGGUCCAUGCAGACAAUGAAUAUCGCUUUAACAGGCACACCAUCUCCUAUUUGAAGGCCGUGCAUGUACAUGUAAACAUGGUGAAGAUCUCCAUCCUCAAAGGUGGCACUGUGCAGGUGAAUGGGACCAAUGUAAACCUGCCAGUCACUCCGACGCCUGGUGUCUCUGUGUUCAAGUCAGGAAAGCACUACACUGUGUCUAUGGACUUUGAUGUGACUGUGCGUUAUGAUGGAAACCACUUCAUGGACAUCAAAGUCACCAAAGACUAUGAGAACAAGCUGUGUGGACUGUGUGGAGAUUACGAUGGAAAUACUAAAGAUGACUUCCGUAAACCAGAUGGAUCAUUGACCAACAAUCCCAAUGAAUUUGGACACAGCUGGAACACUGAUCCAGAGUGUAAUAAGAAACCCAACACCACCAUCCCUGAGUGUGAUGAAGGAGAGCAGCAACUGUAUGAGAGCUCAGGAUACUGCGGCAUCAUGCUGGACAAAAAGGGUCCCUUCGCUGUGUGCUACCCCAAAGUCAACCCAAAUAAUUACUUCAGGGACUGUGUCUUUGACCUGUGUGAGCUGGAUGGAGCCAAGCCCAUUCUUUGUGAAGCCAUAGAAGCCUACGUCAAUGAAUGCCAGGACCGUGGGGUAAACAUCGGAGCCUGGAGGAAUGAAACCUUCUGCCCUCUGAGCUGCAGCCCCAACAGCCACUAUGAGCCGUGUGCAGACCCCUGCCAGCUGACGUGUACCGGGAAACCUCCCUCCUGCGGUGGGCCCUGCUCUGAGGCCUGUGUGUGUGAUCCUGGCUACGUCCUGAGUGCCGGCAAAUGCGUCAAGAAGAAUUCUUGUGGGUGCACACACACCGGCGGCCAGUAUUAUGAGCCUGGAGAAGAGUUUUAUACAGAGGACUGUAAGAUGAAGUGUACGUGUAACGCUCCCUCCAUUACCUGUAAGGCCUUUGAUUGCCCCCCAAUGCACGAGUGUAAACUCCAGGAGGGAGAGCAGGGCUGCUACCCCACCGGCUCUCAGGACUGUGUGGUGUCUGGAGAUCCUCACUACAACACGUUUGACAAGAAGUUCUACAGUUUCAUGGGAACAUGUACCUACACUCUGGCCAGAACAUGCAAGAACAACACAGGUCCUUGGUUCUCAGUGGAGGCGAAGAAUGAGGAGAGAGGUGUGUCAGGUGUGUCCUACCUGAGAAAACUCUACGUCACUGUGAAUGGAGUCACUGUGACCCUGAUGAAGUCCAGGAGGACGCUGGUGAACGGACUGAGAGUGGCCCUCCCUAACUCCCCCUCACCUCUCAUGUCUCUCAGUCUCGCCGGUCAGUACAUCACCCUGAAGACGUCCUUCGGCCUCCAGGUGCGCUGGGAUGGAAACCAUUACGCCCAGAUCUCAGUUCCCAGCUCCUACUACGACCAGAUGUGUGGUCUUUGCGGUGACUACGAUGGGAACCCAGACAAUGACUACACCAAACCAGAUGGCAUUCUGGUGGAAAAUGUCAAUGACUUUGGGAACAGCUGGCAGACAGAAGAGGAUGAGGAUGACUCCUGCAGCCCAGGUACCAAGCCGGAUCCAGACUGUGAUCCAAAACUUCAGGCUGAGGUGGUGAAACCAGAAAAAUGUGGAAAACUCAAAGACCCUGCCGGACCCUUCAGGGAGUGUAUCAGUGUGGUGAAUCCCACUCCAUUCUUCCAGAGCUGUGUGUAUGAUAUGUGUCAGUUCAAUGGCCAGCAGCAUUUACUGUGUGACCAGCUACAAGCCUACACCGAUGUCUGCCAGAGCGCCGGUGCCAAAGUCUACCCAUGGAGGACUCCAAGCUUCUGUCCCCUGGCCUGUCCUCCCAACAGCUCCUACUCUCUGUGUGUGAGUUCGUGUCCGGAGACGUGUCUGGGUGUGGCGGGGUCACCCGGCUGUGAGGACGUGUGCGUGGAGGGGUGCGAGUGUAACCCGGGCUUCAUCCUCAGCAACGACAAGUGUGUGUCACUGAAGGACUGUGGCUGCGUGGACCCGAGUGGAAGCUAUCACCCCGUGGAUGAUAACUGGUACUUGGAGGGUUGUGAGCAGAAGUGUGUGUGUCACAGUGGAGGUGUGAUCCAGUGUCACAACAGCAGCUGUUUACCAACAACUGAGAGCUGCCAGCUGCAAGAUGGAGAAUAUGAAUGUCGUGUUUUGGGAAAUGGUAUCUGCUCAGUAUCUGGCGAUCCCCACUACACCACCUUUGACAAACGCACCCACCAUUAUAUGGGAGCCUGCUCCUACACCCUGACCAAACCCUGCAACGUCUCCUCCGGCAUGCCGUACUUCACUGUGGACACCCAGAACGAGCACAGAGGAAGUAAUAAGAAGAUUUCCUACGUCAGGGCUGUGAUGAUCAAUGUGGAUGGUGUGAUUUUCAUCCUCGGCAAGGGCCGCACAGUCCAGGUCAAUGGGACAGUGGUUGUCCCACCCGUCACCUCCAUCAGCGGAGUAAAGAUCUACUUGAGCGGCAAGUUUGUUGUCCUGGAGACGUCCUUCGGCCUGAGGGUGCGCUUCGAUGGAAACCACCACGCUGACGUCACCGUGCCAACCUCCUACAAUGGCCUGCUCUGUGGCAUGUGUGGAAAUUUCAAUGGAAACUCCAAAGAUGACAACUUGAAACCAAACAAUACGGCAGCUGCUAACACCAAUGAGCUGGGAGACAGCUGGCAGGUUCCUGACCCACGGCCUGACUGCACCAACGGUGGAGGACAGGAAGACUGUGAUGAAAAGGUGGAGGAGGAGGCCAAGAAGCCCACCAGCUGCGGCAUGAUCACGGAUCCCAAUGGUAUCUUUAAGUCCUGCCACUCUGUCGUGUCCCCGGAGCCAUACUUUGGAAACUGUGUGUACGACAUGUGUGCCACUGGAGGUCAGACUGUGGCUCUGUGCCAGGCCAUCGAGAGCUACGCUGACAUGUGUGCUGCUGCAGGAGUCCCCAUCGCAUGGAGGAACAACACCUUCUGUCCUCUGAAGUGCCCCCCAGGCAGUCAAUACAACCCGUGCGGCCCUGCCUGUGCCCAGCCCAGCUGUCAAGACCUCACGGGCUACGCUGGCUCCUGCAAGCUGCCCUGUGUGGAGGGAUGCAUCUGUAACCCUGGCCUUAUCCUCAGUGGAGAUAAAUGUGUCCCGCUCAGCGAGUGUGGAUGUACUGAUGAAGACGGACAAUACAGGCCGGUGGGAGACACUUGGUUUUCAGAGACAGACUGCUCAGAGCGCUGUAAGUGCAACGGCAACCAAAACAUCACCUGCGAGCCCUGGCAGUGUAGCCCUGCACAGGAGUGUAAAGUUGUCGAAGGAGUACUGGACUGCCACUCUACAGGUAAAGGAGUGUGUCAGGUGGCUGGAGAUCCUCACUACUACACCUUUGAUGGUGUGAUGCACACGUUCAUGGGCACCUGCACUUACACUCUGGUGGAGGUGUGUAACACCACCAGGGUAACUCCUUUUAAGAUAGUGGCUAAAAACGAGGAGCGUGGUCAACCAGAGGCCUCCUAUGUCCGCUCUGUCAAAAUCUACCUGCCUCAUGACACUGUGGUUGAACUGCAGAAGAGCCGCAGAGUUACGCUGAAUGGACGGCGGGUACGAACCCCAGUUUCCAUUGACUUGGUCGGAGCCAAGGUGAUAACCAGUGGAUCCUACAGUCUGCUGGACACAAACUUUGGUCUUCAGGUGAAAUUUGAUGGAGUACAUCACCUAGAGGUCACCGUUCCUGGAGAAUACUUCAACAAGCUGUGCGGCAUGUGUGGGAACUACAACCACAACUCCUCUGAUGACAACCUGAUGCCCAACAAGAAACCAGCCAAGGAUGUGAUUCAACUGGGCAACAGCUGGAAAUCGGAUGGAGACAGUGAUCCUGGCUGUCAGCCGGACACUCGCCCAGACAUUCACCCUAACUGCACGUCAGAAGAAGAGAAGCUGUACGAGGCUCAAUGUGCCGAGAUCGUCCUCUCCAACCGUUUCUUGCCCUGCCACUCUCUGGUGCCCCCCGAGGCCUUCCUGGGUAACUGCAUCUACGACAUGUGUGAGUAUAACGGCAUGCAGGCGACGCUCUGUGACAACGUGGAGUCAUACGCUCAGGCCUGUCAGAGCGUCGGAGUCACCAUCAGCUGGAGGAACAACACCUUCUGUCCCAUGCCCUGCCCGCUUAACAGCCACUACUCAGACUGCACCGCCCCCUGCCCCCCCAGCUGCUCUGACCUCUUCCCCAUCUUCUGUCACCUCCCUUCAACCACGUGUGUGGAGGGCUGUCAGUGUGACGCCGGCUACGUCUUGAGUGACACCAAGUGUGUUCCUUUGAACAAAUGUGGCUGUCUGGACUCAGAUGGAGAAUACCAUGAUGUGGGAGACUCGUGGCUGACAGAAAGAUGUACUGACUUAUGUACAUGUGACCUUGGUGGAAAAAUCACGUGUAAGGAACAAAGCUGUAAUUCCAACUCAGUUUGUUCCCUGGACAAAUAUGGAGACGUCUACUGCAAACCCAGCAAGUUCGAUAAAUGCAGCAUCUCUGGGGAUCCUCACUACCGAACAUUUGAUGGCUUCACCCAUCACUACCAGGGUCCUUACACUUAUGUCCUGGUUCAGGGCCACAACCUGCAGAACUCCCUGUCGCCCCUGGUGGUGAGGGGGAAGAACAUCAGACGUGGGGGCAACAGGAGGGUGUCGUUCCUGGAUCAGAUGUACAUUGACGUAUACGGCUUUAAUAUUCGCUUCCUGCAGAAGAAGAGCGUCCUGCUGAACGGGGAGCGUGUUGCACCUCCUCUCAGUCCAGUUGAUGGUUUGACCAUCACAAUGAACUCCAGGGAGGUCCAGCUCACUACUGACUUUGGACUCACCGUACGCUUUGAUGGCAAAAGCCGCGGAGAGAUCAUAAUGCCCAACACCUAUAUGAACUCUGUCAGAGGGCUGUGUGGGAACUACGACGGCAUCACCAGAAAUGAGUACAUGAAGCCGGACGGGACAGUGAUCAGGGACUUGAACAGUUUCGGAGAAAGCUGGAGGGUCAGUGACCGCCAGGCUGAUGGACUGAAGAUCUUCAACCUUCCUCACGUAGUCCACGCCCACAGGCGAGAGGUGGAGACUGAUCCAGAUUCAGGAUUUGAGACAUCGGACUGCUCUCAGUCUCAGCUCAAUAACUACAACAGUAUGGCUCAGUGUGGAGCUCUGUCUGACUCCAAGGGGCCAUUUGCUGCCUGCCAUGCGACCCUGCCACCUAAAACAUACCAGGAUGACUGUGUGUUCGACUUGUGUGCUGAGGAUGGAAGUGCAGCGCUGCGAUGUGCCAGUUAUGAAGCGUAUGCCGUAGUCUGUCAGGCAGCUGGAGUCAAACUGGGGUCAUGGAGGCAGCAGCUGGACUGUGUCCUCUCCUGUGAUGCCAACAGCACCUAUUCCUCCUGUAUGUCACCUUGCCCCUCCUCCUGCGGCGACCUGGCAGCGCCCUCCGAGUGUGACACCACUUCCUGCAUGGAGGGGUGCCAGUGUGCCAAAGGCUUCGUCAUGAGCGAGGGAAUCUGUGUGCCGUACACGCAGUGCGGCUGCACCUUCCUCAACAGAUACUACACUCUGCAGGAGAAGUUUGUGACUGAGGACUGUUCUGAGGCUUGUCAAUGCACCAGCACGGGCGCUGUGUGCCAGCCCAAGUCCUGCCAGGAGGGUCACGUAUGCACCAUCUUCGACUUCAAACGGGACUGCUUCAAAGCGAGUCCCUGCCUCAGUCACCCCUGUCUGAAUGGCGGAGCAUGUAAGGAGACCAGCAACAACAUGUACACCUGUGAGUGUGCAGAGGGCUUUGAGGGAACAAACUGCGAGGUGGAGAUAACAAAAAGCGAAGGACUGGAAACCAAGUGGAUUAUCCUGAUCGCAGUCCUGGUCGCAGUCGCAGUCGCCGCCAUUGUGACCGCCAUUGUGUGCGUCUGCAAACGAAAAGCCAAGUCACAAGUUUAUGUAAUUCAGAGGCAGCAGCCGUCUCGUAGUGGGAAAGACAAGAGCAAGGAGAAGAAACUCAGCCUGAAAUCCGCAAGUGUUCCAUAUACAAACAUAGAUGACUGUGGAAAGGAGAAAGUGACCAGUAUGUGA